Molecule: messenger RNA, 5756 nt
Organism: Dreissena polymorpha
Lineage: Eukaryota; Metazoa; Mollusca; Bivalvia; Myida; Dreissenidae
Exons: 7
Coding region: 510-1670 (386 amino acids)
Source: RefSeq, a predicted model, not a curated record
UAUUGUAAAGGCAACAGGGAUUUUAUCACAGUUUGGCAAACUCACAUCUUUCAAAAGAAUAUAUAUUAGAUUUAAAUAAGUAUUAGUUUCAAACAACUUUACACUCCCGAUUUUAAACAUUCCCGAAAAUAUGGUGUAGUACAUGACGAACACGUGUCUGCAUGCCCACUGACCCCCACCCAGCACUAGCACAUGUUAUCUGCCAGUUGUAAAAUAAAAGUCUUAGAAACAGGGCGCAGAUAACCUCCAAACAUUGAGGCGGCGGGUCCGUCCACCUUCGUGUUGCCGAUCUUGACCGUCUUCUUGGCCGCCAUGCAGAGAUGGCAGAAGGCAAGGUCCCGGCUCUGAAAAGAAUAACAUUGAAUUCUACUGUAACAGUUCAUCCAGAGAGGCCAAUGAGUUGGAGAGAUGGCUCACUGGUCAUUGAGAUUGUGAUGAGUUGUUCAUUAAAGAAGCAACAGUAAACAUUUGAAUGGUCAUCAUUUCAAUAUUUAAGUACGUCCACAAAAAUGGAGAGAAAAACAAAUAAAAGUAAGUCAGGUGAGGAGACUGAGGUUAAGUCAUCAAUUUUAACUUCCUCAAAAUAUCAGAGUUCAGUUGAUCUGGAUAUGGAGAAAGAGUUUAAGCAGAUUUAUGAACAAGCUAAAAGACUUGGCCUAACAGUGAAAGAUUUUAAAACAAUAAGUGUCUUACAAAAAAUUGACUGGGAUGUUUCUCCUUGUAAAUUAUUCUUACAGAUUGUCUUGGCAGUGUUAUCUGUGGUACUAGUGGUCCAAUGUUCUUUGGUGUUCACUGUCUUAUUAGAUUGGCCCAUUAGUCAUGAAACCUUGGCUCAAGCUUGGUUCAAUAUUUAUCAGUCCGAUGCAGAAUUUGAACAGUGCGUCGUUUACAUGCCAGAAACUCUUCACACAUUGUUUCGUCCACCAGUAGAAUGUUCGUUUUGCAAAGGGUUGAAAGAAGUCCAGACAGUUAACAACAUUAAUCAGGAAGAGUUUGAGAGGCUGUAUGCUUACAGUGGGGUUCCUGUUGUCAUUGGUGAUGGGACCGUGAAUUGGACGGCUCCGAAACAUUUCAGUUUUGAGUUCUUCAGAAAUUUGUACCGCCCCGGAAGUCAAGCUCUAGAAAAUCAGCAAAGAAAAUGCCAGUUUUUCCCGUAUAAGAGCAACUUCACCCGACUUGAAGAGGUUCUUGAAAUGAGCGAUGAUCGGGCACACAUGCGGGAUGGAUCAACACCCUGGUACAUCGGCUGGAGUAACUGCGACUUCAAGACGGCAAAUCUUCUGAGGCAACAUUACCAGCGUCCGUACUUCCUGCCCCGUCUAUCAGAGUCCAGCAAGACAGACUGGAUGUUUAUGGGAAGUCCGGGAUAUGGAGCCCACUUACAUAUAGACAAUGUAGAGAAGCCCUCUUGGCAGGCCCAGAUCACGGGUACCAAGCGCUGGACACUCGAGCCGCCUCCAGAAUGCUACGACGUGUGUGAGAACAGGCUACAUGUCACUGUGCACCCAGGGCAAAUCACUCUACUGGCCGAAGGACUAAAGAGCUUAUGUCAUGGCGUGGUUUCCGUCGUCCGUCCCUCCGUGCUUGUACUUGACACGAACAUUUGGUACCACUCUACAUUGAAUGUGGGCAAUGACAUCAGUAUUACAAUUGGAUCAGAAUAUGACUAGAUACAUCAGCACGGCCACUAUAGAUACAUCACCAUGGCCACCAUAGAUACAUCACCAUGGCGACCAUAUAUACAUCACCAUGGCGACCAUAGAUACAUCACCAUGGCCAUCAUAGAUACAUCACCAUGUUGACCAUACAUGCAUCACCAAGGCGACCAUAGAUACAUCACCAUAGCGACCAACAUUCCUUCAGGAAACUUUCCUUACCAAAGAUUUGAGAAAUAGCUCUAUAAAGAACACAGACAUUUCUACCUUAGCAAAGGAGAUUCAUUCACGCAUGUUGUAUGCUUGUCUUAUUGUUAAAUGUACAGGGGCCACAUUUAAGAAACCAAAAGAGCCUGGCUGUAGGAAAACAGGGUUUGAUGCAUGUGCCUUAAGUGUUGUCCCAGACUAGCCUCUGCGGUCCGCACAGGCUAAUCAAGGAGGACACCUUCCACUUUUGUGGAAUUAUGGUACUUUUCGCUUAAAGAAAGUUUUUCUAAACAAAAAAUCAGUUUACGCAGUAAUUGUCAUCCCUGAUUAGACUGUGCCGCUGCACACACUUUAUGCAUGUGCAUUAAUCCCUGUCUUCCUAGAGUAUGGCUCAUUUGGUUCCUGUAGUGAGACUCAACUGUUCUGUAGUGAGACUCAACUGUCAUGUAGUGAGACUCAACUGUCCUGUAGUGAGACUCAACUGUCCUGUAGUGAGACUCAACUGUCCUCUAGUGAGACUCAACUGUCCUCUAGUGAGACUCAACUGUCCUCUAGUGAGACUCAACUGUCCUCUAGUGAGACUCAACUGUCCUCUAGUGAGACUCAACUGUCCUCUAGUGAGACUCAACUGUCCUCUAGUGAGACUCAACUGUCCUGUAGUGAGACUCAACUGUCCUCUAGUGAGACUCAACUGUCCUCUAGUGAGACUCAACUGUCAUGUAGUGAGACUCAACUGUCCUGUAGUGAGACUCAACUGUCAUGUAGUGAGACUCAACUGUCCUCUAGUGAGACUCAACUGUCCUGUAGUGAGACUCAACUGUCCUCUAGUGAGACUCAACUGUCCUGUAGUGAGACUCAACUGUCCUGUAGUGAGACUCAACUGUCCUCUAGUGAGACUCAACUGUCCUCUAGUGAGACUCAACUGUCCUCUAGUGAGACUCAACUGUCCUCUAGUGAGACUCAACUGUCCUUUAGUGAGACUCAACUGUUAUUAACCCUUUGCACGCUGGGAAAUUUGUCGUCUGCUAGAAUGUUGUCUGCUGAAUUUCUAAAAUUAGCAUUUUCUUUCAUUUUUUUCAAAGAAUACUAUCAGAAUAGCAAACAGUUUGGAUCCUGAUGAGACGCCACGUUCUGUCUCAUCUGGAUCCAAACUGUUUGCAAAGGCCUUCAAAAUUCGGUUCCAGCACUGAAAGGGUUAAGAUUUCAUUGUACUUUUGACACUCCUAGAUGGGAAUGUUUCUUGUAUUGGAGCUGCCCGUGACUGUAUGUUACCUAUGACACUUAUAGAUGGGAAUAGAUUGGAACUGCGCAUACCUAAGUGUGUUACCAGUAACAUUAACCUUUUUGAAUGCUGUUUAGUAGACUUCAAUGUUUUAUGUUACAAAGCACUGACAAAUCAUAAAAAUUUGACUAGGUUUACUUUGUUGCCUUUUACAAAUAUUAUUAAAAUUAUACUUAUUCAAAUAUCUUAACUUUCUUGUCAAAUAAAAUAUAGUUUGUUAUAUCUCAGUAAAAUUCAAAAAUUUAAUUUGAGUCUUAAAACUCUAUUAGUUGUUAGUGCCUUUUAAUGUUUUUACAUCAGUAUUUAAAUUGGAUCAGAAUAUGACUAGAUACAUCAGCACAGCAACUAUAGAUACAUCACCAUGCCAACCAUAUAUACAUCACCAUGGCGACUAUAGAUACAUCACUAUGGCCACUAUAGAUACAUCACCAUGCCGACCAUAUAUACAUCACCAUGGUGACUAUAGAUACAUCACUAUGGCCACUAUAGAUACAUCACCAUGCCGACCAUAUAUACAUCACCAUGGCGACUACAGAUACAUCACCAUGGCGACCAUAUAUACAUCACCACUGCGACUAUAGAUACAUCACCAUGGUGACCAUAUAUACAUCACCAUGGCGACUAUAGAUACAUUCACAUGGCAACCAUAGAUACAUCACCAUGGCCACAGGUUUUUAAAUAAAUCAUUUGCAGCAAAACUGCUUUUUAGCUUACCAGUGCAAAACAAGUUCUGGAGUACCUUUUAAGCAUAACAUUUUGUCCAACAUGAUUCUUGCAUAAUUUUUUCAUUCCAACAAUAUCAUAAUGGCUGGGCACAUUUUCAUGAAUGUUUACAUAUAUGAUUCUUGCAUGCCUUUCUGUCAAAGUUGUUCACAAUCGGUAAAAAAUAAAUAAAAACACUUGCUCUCACUAGGGUGCCAAAUUUCCCAAAGUAUUGUCUUGAACCAAACGAAAAAUAGUAUGAAUUUUUAUUAUAAUCAAUUAUAUACAUAUAUAUUGUUGUGCAUUGCACUCGAAAAUAUAAUCAGGGCUAUAACUACAUUAAUAUCAAAGAAAGAAAUAUGUUUCUUGUUCUCUGCAAGUUUCAUUUUGUAUCCAUUUAAUACUUGUCUAUGUAUGGUCUGCUUGUAGAACAUGCCAAUAUGUAAUAAAUGGCUGUUUGCAAGAAAUAUGCCAAAUGCAAACACCAAAAGGAAAGUUACAGUUCUUUCAAUCUGCACUUGUAUAAAUCGUUCUUUGUAGAUCUAUGAAGUUUUAUCUUAGUGUUUUCAAUUAAUAUCGAAUGAUAGAAUGCAAAAUGAGAUUAUCAAUGACUCUGUAAAAAUAAAAUAAAAAUUGAUAGUAAUUGUACUUUCUCUACUUCUACAAAUUUAUUGAAUUACUAACAACUGAAAAUAAAUAAUUGCUACACAAAAUAUGUUGUUACGUAUAUAAAUAAAUUUUUAUAAGGUAUAAUAAAUACAUAUGUUCAAUGUUUAUCUAUGUAUGUGUUAAACUGUUAUUUUAGAUUGACUUUCAAAACUUUUUAGCUCACCUGAGCACAACGUGCUCAUGGUGAGCUUUUGUGAUCGCUUUUUGUCCGUUGUGCGGCGUCAACAUUUGCCUCGUUAACUCUCUAGAGGCCACAUUUAUUGUCCAAUCUUCAGGAAAUUUGGUCAGAAGAUUGGUUUUAAUGAUAUCUUGGAUGAGUUCGAAAACGGUUACGUUCGCUUGAAAAACAUGGCUGCCAAGGGGCGGGGCAUUUUUCCUUAUAUGGCUUUAUAUGGCUAUAGUAAAAUCUUGUUAACACUCUAGAGGCCACAUUUAUUGUCUGAUCUUCAUAAAACUUGGUCAGAAGAUUUAUCCCAAUAAUAUUUUGGACGAGUUCGAAAAUGAUGCCGGUUGGUUGAAAAGCAUGGCCUCCAGGGGGCGGGGCAUUUUUCCUUAUAUGGCUAUAGUAAAACUUUGUUAACACUCUAGAGGCCACAUUUAUUUUCCGAUCUUCAUUAAACUUGCUCAGAAGAUUUGUCCCACUGAUAUCUUGGAUGAGUUCAAAAAUGGUAACCUUUUCCUUGAAAAACAUGGCUGCCAAGGGGCGGGGCAUUUUUCCUAAUAUAGCUAUAUAUGGCUAUAGUAAAAUCUUGUCUUGUCCAAUCUUCAUGAAACUUGGUCAAAAGGUUCAUCCCAAAAAUAUCUUGGACGAGUUCGAAAAUGAUGCCGGUUGGUUGAAAAACAUGGCCGCCAGAGGGCGGGGCUUUUUACCUUAUAUGGCUAUAGUAAAACCUUGUUAACACUCUAGAGGCCACAUUUAUUGUCCAAUCUUGAUGAAAUAUGGUCAGAAGAUUAUUUUAUUUUAUAUUAUUUAUCAUAGUGACUCAAGUUACUUUGGGUAACUGCAAAGUAAUAUUAUUGCAAUUUUAAAAUAUACCUAGUAUAUAUAUGCAAUAUAUCUGAUGUAUAUUUGUUAUAAAUUUGUCCAAUAUUUAAUUAUACAUGUAUGUGUAGUUGCAAUUGCACAUAUUAUUACUUUAUAUAAUCAUAAACUCUGUACUUUGUAAACACUGUACACUAACUUUGUCCACGUGGGGUUGUGGCCUUCUGGAUGUAUUUUCUAAUAAACUUUAAAACUUUAA